This is a messenger RNA of Paraglomus brasilianum, 1324 nucleotides long. Lineage: Eukaryota; Fungi; Glomeromycota; Glomeromycetes; Paraglomerales; Paraglomeraceae. The record is from the annotation of a GenBank genome assembly.
AUGUCUUUCGAGAAAGGAAUCCGAGCAUAUUUCGAGGAUACGCGUCCUGCUAAGCUAUCCUAUAAUAAUUUCUUGUAUAGAAAUAAACCGUUAAUAAUUGAACAAGCUGACAACAAAUCAUGGUCGACUCAAAACGGCAGAUGGAAGAAACGAUUUAUGUUAAUUGCGCAAGAAUUGAUAUCUGACGAAACGAUUAUCGAAAAGUACAGUGUAUUCAUGGAGGAUGGGGUGACGUUCCCCGCCCUCGUCUUAAGCAUAGGGCGAUUUGAAGGAGCUUCGGCGAGUGACGUUCUCGUGAUAAUACACGGAUUACAAAAUGAAAAAGCGAGCAGAAAUUUCUGGGUGCAAAUCGAGAAUAUGCAAAGCUCAAGACUGAUUGAGGAGAAACGGGAUAGAAUCAAACGCAAGAGUACAGCCGAAGACUUUCAGUCUGAUAGUGAUUCUUUUGCGGAUUUAUCUACCAUUGGAAGUGAGGAGUCAUCAACUGACAUUCAAUAUCCCCCCAUUGAAAGUGAGGAGUCAUCAAGUGUACUGGAAAAUUUGGAGAAUAAGAAUCGUUUGGCUACUACAUACAAGGUUGUUUCCCUCUUCGAUAGACAAUUUCCAUAUACGAAAGAACUUUACAAUACAUUCCCUGAUCAAAUGAGAACGUUAGAGAAUAAAUGGAAAAAGGUUGAAGCCAAUAUCCAAAAAACAGUCGAAGAAAGAUGGAAUGUAUCUCAACUGAAAGAACUUGUGGAUAAGUACUAUAAGAUAAUAGUAGAUCAUUUUGAUGAAUUAUUGGAUGUUGAUCACGAGAAGCUUAUUACAAUGUUCAGUAAACCUCCCUAUGAUGAUUUUUCUUAUAAACGUGAUGAUGAAUUGAUUUGGUGUCAGAGAAUAUUUAUUGAUUUGACUCGACAAUUUCUACGUAAUAGAGGUGCUCUAUUUGAUAAAGAAGCCUGUGAGCUUCGUUAUCGCUCAGAAAUUGUGAAUCCUCUGCUUGCAGGGGUAUUUGAAAUGAUUGAACGUUCUAUAUGGCUUGAAACCGGAGAAAUUGAGAACGAAAUUCAAAAAAUGCAACGGAAUGAUACUAAGGAAGAUAAGGAGCGGUCAAAACUUGGAAUUAAACAUGAUGGUGUGAUCAACAUGAUAAUACAUGGAAAAAAAUAUCAGAUCGGAUUUCUUGAGGUCUUAGGCAACGCCUUUAACAAAGACAUAACUGAUAGGAAUAUUGACUUAGAGAAGUUAUAUAAAGCAAUGUCACUAUCAUUGUGGAAUCAACGUGCACAUCUCGAUAUUGAAACUUCACAACAAUUAUCAACUUUUGCUGUACUAGUCCAUG